AUGCAUGGUGGAAUAUCACCUGACUUGAAGAGUCUCAAGCAGAUACACGAUAUCAGUAGGCCAACAGACAUCCCAGAUAGCGGACUGCUUUGCGAUUUGCUCUGGUCUGAUCCAGAUCCACAGGUUGAAGGAUGGGGUGAAAAUGACAGGGGUGUUUCGGUUACAUUUGGGGUGAAGAAGCUUCGAGAAUUUCUGGAUUCAACCAACAUCGAUUUCAUAGCACGUGCACACCAAGUGGUGCAGGAGGGAUACGAGUUCUUUGGGGACAAGGACCUGGUGACUGUUUUUAGUGCACCAAACUACUGCGGUGACUUCAAUAAUGCAGCAGCAAUUCUAAACGUGGAUGAAUCACUUUGUUGCAGCUUCCAGGUACUGAAGUCGGCAACUACGGAUGAAAAUGGUGAUGCCAUGACACCAGCAAGUGAGAUGUAG
Enterospora canceri is the source of this 432-nucleotide messenger RNA. NCBI's taxonomy places the organism in Eukaryota, Fungi, Microsporidia, Enterocytozoonidae. The record is from the annotation of a GenBank genome assembly.